Molecule: messenger RNA, 345 nt
Organism: Vittaforma corneae ATCC 50505
Lineage: Eukaryota; Fungi; Microsporidia; Nosematidae
Exons: 1
Source: RefSeq, a predicted model, not a curated record
GUGCCAAGUCUUCAAAAAGAAGAACUAGAGAAAAAGGAAGCACCAAGGGAGCUCGAGGAAGAUAGUGGUAUUCGGAGAAUUGAAAUACAGGGCAUCACCGUUUCGGUAUACGAUGGACUAGUUAUUGAUGUGGACGAUUUGCACUCUGAAUUUGCUAGGCUCUUUGUGAACAGAAAAUUAGAAAGUAUUGAGGAUCAAAUAAACAUGCUUUGGGACUAUGACAGCAGACCUUGCGACUUUUGUGGACAGUAUUUUACAAAACCCAUGCUUGAAACACCAAUGGCUCGUAUAAAAAUGCAGGAUUUUGCAUUGGCUUGUCAUGAAACAUGCAUACCUAAAAAUUAA